AUGGUGGAGAGUAAGAGUAUUGAAGAAAAUCUAGACACAUUCCUAAAGCUGGUUGAUGAUCUUGCAAGCUUGAACAUUCAGGUUUCCGAUGAGGAUCAAGCUAUACAGAUUCUUACGAGUCUUCCUCCACAAUAUGAUUCUCUUGUCCAUACACUGAAGUAUGGCAAUGGAAAGGAGACAUUAACAGUCAAAGAAGUGACUACGUCUGCUUAUGCUAAAGAAGCCGAGUUGAAAGAGAAAGGCUUAACUGGGAGAUCAAAAUCAAACGGAGAAGGUCUGGUAGUUACUAGAGGAAGAAAUGAUAAACGUGGAAAUAAUGGAGGUUAUGGAAAUGGACGAUCUAAGAGUAAAGAUCACCGGAAAGACAAAUCUUAUGAGACAGCUAACGUUGCUCAUGAGAAGGAACAUCAUGUGAUUCUUACUGCUAGCGUUCAAGAAACUAAAGAAGAGUGGGUCUUGGAUUCAGGGUGUUCUUUUCAUAUCACUCCAAACAAGCACGUAUUGUUUGAUCUUGAAGAGUUGGAAGGAGGAAAAGUUCUUAUGGGAAACAACACUACCAGUGAGCUAGAGAAGCAUGGAUGCAAAUAUGAAGGAAGUGGUUACAAGGGAGUUGUUGUUAGUGCUGAAGCUUCAGUAGCAAGAGCAGAAAUAGAUAUGACAAAUAUCUGGCAUUCAAGACUCGGGCAUAUGAGUUUAAAGAAUAUGAACUUGCUGGUUAAGAAGGGUUAUCUUGAUACAAAGGAAGUGCAUACGUUUGGAGAAGAAGUUUGGGCUGAAGCAGCUUCUACUGCAGUCUACUUAAUCAACAGAACUCCUAGUUCGUCUAUAGAGUUCAAGAUACCAGAAAAAGUGUGGUCAGGAAGUAAAGUGAAUUAUAGCCAUCUAAGAAGGUUUGGUUGUGUGACGUAUGUGCAUACAGUUCAAGACAAGAUGAGUCCUAGAGCAGUGAGAGGUAUUUUCAUGGGUUAUCCGCAAGGCACAAAAGGUUAUCGUGUGUGGCUUCUAGAAACAGGACAGUCAACAAUCAGCAGAAACGUGGUGUUUGAUGAAGACAAGCUUUAUCAGAAAUCGAAAGAAGAAAAACUGAAGGGUAAAAAGAAAGUUACGUUUAGUUCUGAUUGGAUUCAAGGACCUUCGAGCUCAGCUGAAGGUGGAGCUUCUUCAUCAUCCACAGAGUUUAGUGACAGUUCAGAUUCUGAAUCUGAACAAGAGGUUGAGAAACAUGAAGGUUCUUCAUCUAUUGAAAGUUUUGAUGGAUAUCUUCUAGCACGUGACAGAGUUAGAAGAACUUCCAAACUUCCAUCAAUCUUUGAAAGUGGAGAUUUUGUUGCUUAUGCUUUAAUUUGUGCUAAGGACAUUGAAGUUACUGAGCCAAAGACUUACGCAGAAGCUAGAAUGAGCAAAGAUUGGGAUAAAUGA
Messenger RNA from Brassica oleracea var. oleracea, 1419 nucleotides. RefSeq lists its product as uncharacterized. The record is from RefSeq and is a predicted model, not a curated record. Lineage: Eukaryota; Viridiplantae; Streptophyta; Magnoliopsida; Brassicales; Brassicaceae. The transcript is spliced from 5 exons. Bases 1 to 1419 code for a protein of 472 amino acids.